Conger conger (European conger) is the source of this 2260-nucleotide messenger RNA. RefSeq names its product endo-beta-N-acetylglucosaminidase (gene engase). Gene Ontology annotation, molecular function: mannosyl-glycoprotein endo-beta-N-acetylglucosaminidase activity. Gene Ontology annotation, cellular component: cytoplasm. Gene Ontology annotation, biological process: protein deglycosylation. NCBI's taxonomy places the organism in Eukaryota, Metazoa, Chordata, Actinopteri, Anguilliformes, Congridae. The record is from RefSeq and is a predicted model, not a curated record.
UUCCUUUUUUUAGAUUUUACUUUUAGUUCUGGUCUGGAAAAUAUACAUCACCAGUCAUAAAAUGGAGCAUAUAAGGGGAGAUGUGUCCUUACGAAAUAAACAAAGCGAGCGAAGUGAGGGAGACGCAGACUACGCUGAACGAAAGAGGAGGAAAACAGAGACUGACAGUUUAGGGUCCUGUCUGGAUCAGUCAAUGGAGUCAACGGAUGUGUACGAUACUGUGAAGUAUGAGCCGUCACACUUGUCAGCCAAACAUUAUGACACGGACACCACCGAACCAAUCAGCUACAGCCUGAAGUCCUUGGAAGAACUGCUGUCAUGGAAACGGAGUGAUGCCAACCCCUUCAACGUGGCCACAGUGCCCCUGGCCAAUCGGCAGCCCCCGCUGACCAGCAUGCAGCGCAAGACCCUGGUGUCACAUGACAUGAUGGGUGGUUACCUGGACGACAGGUUCGUGCAGGGCGCAGAGUCAGAGACGCCGUACGCCUUCUACCACUGGCAGUACAUCGACAUCUUCAACUACUUCAGCCACUCCAUGGUCACCAUCCCCCCCGUCGUCUGGACCAACGCUGCCCACAAACACGGCGUCCUCGUCCUCGGAACCUUCAUCACAGAGUGGACGGACGGCGGCCAGAUGUGCGAGUUGAUCCUGGCGGGGGAGGAGUCUUACCGCACGGCUGCUGAUAGGCUGGUUCAGAUCGCGCACUGCUACGGCUUCGACGGCUGGCUCGUCAACAUCGAGAACCCUCUGAGCGCGACCGCGGUGAAGAACACGCCGCCGUUCCUGCGCUACCUGACGGACCAGAUGCACGAGCGCGUGCCGAGGAGCCUGGUGCUGUGGUACGACAGCGUGCUGGACGACGGCGCCCUCCGCUGGCAGAACGAGCUCAACGACCGCAACAGGCAAUUUUUCCAGGCCUGCGACGGUAUUUUCACCAACUACAACUGGACGGAGCGCAGCCUGGAGUGGAUGAGCACGUACCCGGAGGCGCAAGGCCGGCUGGGGGACGUGUGUUCGUGGGGCGUGGACGUGUUCGCCCGGGGCGAGGUGGUGGGGGGGAAGAUAAUUGAGACCAACAAGGCCCUGGAGGUGGUGCGGAAACAUGGAUUCUCCACAGCCAUCUUCGCCCCGGGCUGGGUGCAUGAGACCCAGGACAAGAAGGAGUUCCGCCUCAACCAGGACCGGUUCUGGGGCCUGCUGUCUGACUUCCUGUACGUCCAUCGGCCCUCCUCCCUGCUCCCCUUCGUGUCGUCCUUCUGCCAGGGGUUCGGCAAGAGCUUCUACUGGAGGGGGAAGGGGGAGAGCGCCUCCUCCUGGUUUAACCUGAGUGCGCAGGAGCCCCAGCCGCUGUACCUGAGCGAGACGCUGGAAGGUUCCGGAUGGCUGAGGACCCGCGGCUGCCCCCACGAGGCCUGGAGCGGCGGCUCCUCCCUAUUGGUCGAAGGCGUGAUCCCGUCCACGCUCUCCAAAGUGUGCGCGAGGAUAUUCUCGCUGCACGUGCCCCUGGCCUCCCGCACGCUGGUGUCCUUCGUCUACAAGCCGUCAGAGAGCGUGCGCGUCGCCCUGGAGCUGCAGACCACCGACGCGGCACUCUGCUCCUCCGAGCCCGUGCAGGAGGUCCCGCACACCAGCGUACAGCCCCAGGUUCUGGACGGAGAUCAUGAGCUGGUGCGGAGGUUCACUGAGAGCUGUGGGGCGUGGACGCUGGACGGCUGGACUGUGAGGUGCCUCUUGCUGGAGCUGCGGGGCUGCGCUCUGCGGGACGUCAGCCUGAACGUGUCCCGGGACGGGGGGGACCAGGACGUCCCCUUCAGCUGCAGGAUCGGCGAGAUCGUGGUGAUGGACGCGGAGAGCCUGACGGUGCCGCCGCUCUCCGUGGAGGACGUGUGCCUGUCGGACAUCCUGUGGAGGCGGGCGGUGGGCCGCGGCGAGGGCCCCCAGGAGCAGCUGCACCUGAACGGGACGCUGCGGUGGCGCUACCCUGCCCCGCUCGCCCGCCACUUCCGCGUGCACUGGCGCCGGCUCCGCGGGCCCGACCCCCGCACGCCCCCCGGCCCCCUCGGCCUGGUCGGCCGCUGCUACUCCUCCACCUUCCGCGUGUGCGAGCUGGCCGUGCCCCAGGCGCCGGCCGUCCUGGAGCUGCUGGUGGAGCCGGUGACCCGGGAGGGCUUCAGCGUCCCCGAGGAGCGCUGGGGCAGACGCGUCCUCAGCUACGUCCAGGGGGAGGGGUCCAGCAACGCGCAGGGGGAGGGGGUGUAG